UUAUUUUAGUUUCUUUACAAUUUUUUUUAAGUAUAGCGUACACUUUACAUAUUGGCAAAAUAUGUAAAGUUGCUUUUAAUGUCACACUAUUUUUUGUGUUUUCUAUUGGUUUUAUUUUAUUGUUGUGAAAAUUAGAAUUUAAUAGGUACAUAGAAUAUUAAUAUUAUCUACAAUUUUCAUUCAAUCUUCGAAGACAAAUAUUGACGAAUGUCGAAACAAGUUCACAACCUCGUAAUUUUAUGGACGCUGAAAGAAAUGAGUGACGGGGUUGAGACGUGACGUGUCGCCAUCUCAUGUUCACCGUAUGCCUAGCAAAAGUGUAGCUACAGUGUAGCAAAAAGAAAGAACUGCCACUCGGCAGAUUCUAUCGCCCUGUAACUGACUACGUUCGAUGAUUGCGUGGACCCUACGAUUCACAAAUUGUGGAACAUUAAUUUCAAGAAUUAAUUUUACUCGCAUAAUUGCGAUCGAUUCUUGUAGAGCGCAGGUCUGGCAUUACUUAAGUGUUUGUCAAUUGUCAUCGAUCCCCACUGCGGAGAAAAACUCCCGCGCUGCUUAGUUGGGUAUUGGGUGGCAACCAGUUGUGUUAGGUAUUGUGUAUGUGCAGUGUGUUACAUUGAGGUGUCUCAAAAAAGUGAUUACCACAUCGAGUAUUCAUUUCGAAAAUAAGAUACUCAGUGCGAAGCUUCUGAAUGAGGAUAAUCUCGGAAAGAAAAAUUAAGCUCGCAAUAAACAAGCCAACAUAUAUAACAUUGUAGAAUUCAUAUUCUGAUGGCAAAGAUGCGCAAAAAUGAUUAUUUUUAUGUUCAUUAGAACGCUGGAUGCCUAACAAUUGUCAUGUGAAGCCCGUUUGUGCAUAUCUAUAAAGUUACGAAUUUAAAUUAGCUAUUAAGUUAAGGAACUUUGCAGCUAUCUAUAGCUUUUUGAAAUCUUUUUGAUUUAGAAAAAAAGCAUGCGCGAGAAAAGUUUCUAAAAUAGAUAGCCAUCUAGAAAGCCAUCCAAGAAGAAAGAAAACGGAAAUAUUAUCGGAGUUAAGUUAUACAAAUUUAUAAAUAUUAUACUAAAAAAUGUAAGUGAGAAUGUUGAAGCUUAUAUUGUAUAUCACCGUGCUCUUGAAUGACAUUGAGUUCUGCAUAACUUAUGGAUAGAAUCGCCAAAGAAAGAAAAAAAGGGUUUUUCACAAAGCAAAUAUUUUAAAUGGGGAAUAAAGUUGAUAAUUUUGGAAAUAUGAAACUAUCAGUUAUGCAAGAGGGUGAUAGAAAUGGUACAAGAAAACUGCCUCAAAAUCAAGUUUCUAACAAUGAAACCAGAAUGAAUGAUACUAAUGAUAAAUAUUUUGAGGAUAAUGGAACUUUGGCAAAGGAAGAGGGUUCUAUGGUAUCCAAUCUUCCUCUUUUAUUUGCUAAUGGAUAUCCUACAUCUUUGGAAAAAAUUACAAUGGUACAAUUGGAACGCUUUAUAUUGUUUAUGGUUCACUGUUCAUUAGGCCAUGAUACUACUAAACUUAUUAACAGACCCAAGUGGUGGCCUCAAGAUAUUAAAUUUUCAAAUCCGCUAACAAGACCUAAAAAAAUAAAUGAUAACUGGAUGGCAAAUUUAAAAAAAUUGGUUUUUCGUUGUUAUACAUACCACAGAAGUGAAUAUUUGUUACGCUUUUGCUCUUAUUUAGCACAAUAUCCUCAUGAAGAAUUAGAAUAUGUUAAUAAUUGGGAUUCAACUACUAGUUUAUAUCAUAAAAGCACUGGAAAGUUACUAGUGACCUUUCGUAAUGAAAACAUGUAUUAUGACAAAAAAAAUGACAGUCCUCGAAGAACAUUGUUAUCUCAUAAUGCAUCUUCAUCAGGUUAUGGAAAUAAGACUAAACAACAAGCCCCCAUGAUGGUUCAACCACCAUGUGACGAUAUUUAUUUGUGUGAUAAUUGUGAUGCUGAAUUCAUAGGUCUCGCAAAAAUGAAGGAACAUGAAAAAAUGUGUUGCGAACAAGACCAUGAUGGUAAUGGCUCGCGCUCGUCUUCACCAAAUCUGUCCACAGCCGAGCCUGAAGUGCAACAGGAUCAAUUUCUGGAAUAUUUCCAAUUAUUUUCAAAUAAGACUGAAGCUAAGUCAAUUUGUGCGAAUAACGCGAAUGUUCCUGAUAACAGUAUUAGACGAACUUCUAGACGUGUUAGAAGUUCUUUUAGCUUUGCAAGAUAUGCCACUAUCCCAUUCUCAUCGCCCGCCGGUAUAAUGCUAGCAAAGAAAUCGAAAGCAAUGACCGAGGAUACGCAACAAGAACGAUUAGAUAGAAUCGAAAGGCACGUCAUCGCACCUGUAUUGAAUGAUUCAUGCAGACCAAAAUGGCUAGACACAGAAGUAGAUUGUGAUAAAUGGAUAGUGACACACAAACAAAACCGGGAUAAACUGACAAAUGAUUAUGUGCAUCAAUAUAAAUUUAUGAAUUCUUUUAAAAGCAAACCAAUGUUGAGCAUACGAUCACAACUGCUGUAUGUCACAUGUCGACCUAUUUAUGUUGUUCUUACUCGCUUGAGUGAAAAACAAAUUGAUGAACUAAAGAAGGAUUCCUCAAAAUAUCAGUGUUCUCAGAAGAAUAUCAAUGUGCGAAAAGUUUUAUUAAUGAGAAGAGUGGGACCGGCUUGCAAAACAAAAUCGAAAAAAGCAACUUGUGAGCAAAAUGUGGUUGUAUCUUCCAAACGUAAAGCACCAUUGGGAAAUGAAUUAGAUCCGAUCAUUGUUGAAGAUGAAGAUGCCAGUAUUAAUACAACAGCUAAAGAGACUUUAAUCGCAUUUACUGCUGUGAAAUCACCUUUGGAUGAUGUGGAGACUAUAAAACCAAUUAAAGAGAGAAAAUGUCCGUCAAGUACAAUAAUGUUAAUUGACCUCUGUUCAUCUGACGAAGAAGAAAAUGAUCAGAGUAGUCGAACACCUUGCGACGAGAAUAGAGAUCCCAUGACUACAACAGAUUCUCCAAUUGCAAAGACUUUCCUGCGAAAAUUGACGCCGAAACAGACUUUACGUGAAGCUUUGCAUUUACCACGUACACUUAUCGAUAGACUGGUUAUCGAACAACGUAUGGAACGAAGUUAAGAACAAGAAUAAAUUAUCCGUCAAAGGAUGCAUAUGUUUUUUCUCCGAUCACUUUAAAUCCAUAUACAAUAAGUUAUUAUUGUAGCUUAUCCACCUGUUGUUUGUAUUACAUUUCUUACAUAUUUAUAGGGUGUCUAUUCCCUGGAAAAGCAUGGAAAAUCUGGAAUUCUCAGGAAAUUUUUUUUGUACCUGGAAAAAUCAGGGAAUUCUCAUGGAAUUUUAUUGGAACUCGAGAAAUUUUCAAAAAAAUUCUCUUUAAUAAUUUUGCUCUUACAUUGUAGGCCAUUUACAAUAAGUUUGAGUCAAGUUGUGAAUUAUGUGUUUAAAAUAUAUAAAUAUAUUUCUAUCUCAGUUUAUGUUUUCAAUAUUUUGUUAAAAUAUUGAAUAUACAGUACAUAUUCUUUAUUUUAAUUUUUAGUGAUAAAAAAAGAAAAUAUUAUGCACAUUAAAAAUUUUUAUUUUAAUGAAAGCUAUUCAGCUUUUGUCAGUAUAUUUGUAAAUUUAGCACUUGAAAUUCAAGUGGCUUUGUGUUUUUUUUUUUUUCAUAUAAGUAAAAAGCAUUAGAAAAUGUGUACAAUAAAAAAAUUUAUUUUAAAAAAUUGCACCAAAAAGAUCUUCAAAAUAUUUUUUUUAUCUGAGAAUUUGAACAAAUAUACCUAAAAGAUCAGAGAAUUUUUUUACAAGAUUUGAGUAGACACCUUGUAUUUAUUAUUUUAUUAAUUGAUUAAUUGAUAAUAGUUGAAUAGUUCAUACUAAAUUAUCACAUGACCAUUCUGAUUCUACAUUAUUUUAUUAAUGGAUUAAAAAUGGAGUUACAUCAUGAAUGGAAUCACUUGAUUAAAAGUUAUAGAGUUAUAGAAUAUAUAGAAACUUGUCACAUAUACAAAAAUGAUUAAAUAUAAUUAAUUAUAUAUAUUAUAAUUUUUAAUAUGAAAUAAGUUUCAAUUUUAAAGUAAAUGUAGAUGUCAAAGUAUGUAUAAAGUAUAUAUUGGGUUCAGAACAGAAUGUAUGCACUUUUUAAUAUUUUCCACAGUAAACAUUAAGAAAUUUUAUAAUAUUGCAAGAUCAUUGUUUGAAAA
Cataglyphis hispanica is the source of this 4163-nucleotide messenger RNA. RefSeq lists its product as uncharacterized. The transcript is spliced from 7 exons. The coding region runs from base 1198 to 3084 and encodes 628 amino acids. NCBI's taxonomy places the organism in Eukaryota, Metazoa, Arthropoda, Insecta, Hymenoptera, Formicidae. The record is from RefSeq and is a predicted model, not a curated record.